UUUCAUCCUUCCAUGGCUAAGCAAGGAUCUGCUCCCAAAAUGAGGAGAAAAAGGAAAUGGAGAGCCAGUGGGAGCAGGGACAGGUGGCCUGGCACCCAAGGCUUCCGUCUACUUGCUAUUACCACUGGUUAUAUAGAAGAGAGAGAGCACAAAGCUAAAAUAAUUAAAUCCAAUACCUGACUGACUGAAGUAAAAUGUAUUAAUCUGGAGCUAUGUAUUAAUAAAUGUGUUAAGCUGGGAGCUUUAAGCAACAGAUUCUGCACCAGCACAUAGUCCACCACAGCAGCUUCUGCUGGAGGCCACAUGCCAGGCUAGUGGCCUUCCCUCAUGCCUGAUUUAGACAACAAUGUGGAGCAAGAUGUUACUAGCAAUAUUCAGAGUGUGUCUGGAGGAACACAUGUAGACUGAUCUGGGGGAAGUCUGAAAAGACAGUGUCUGCUCCUUUGGCUUCUUCCCCUUGCUCUCAAGGCUGCAGUAUUUCAUGUACUUCUGAAAACAACUUCUCGGUUGUAAAGCAUUAAAGUUCAGUUUAUCUGAACCAUCUUAGAAACAGGGACUUCCAGCUUUCGAGCUCAAUGAAGAAAUUGAGGCUUGAUAUGUAAGAAGAUGAGAAGAAAAGAGCAGCUUGUUCUCAUAAAACACACCUUCCCCUUGCCCACAGAAGAAAGGCUGCACGAAGGCAAAAGGCUGAAGACUCGGGUGCAGGAGCCAAAUGUUCAAUCCUACACCUCUGCCACCUGGGCAAGGCAGUCUCGUCCCUUUCUCUGAGCUAUGAGUUAUUGUAACGUAUGUGGGCCUGACCUUCACGGCUUCCUGGGAGCUAAAGAUGUAGCAGGGAUGGUGGGACAGCCCAGCCCAGGUGGUGAUGGAUCCUGGGCUCUCCAGAGUCGUGAGCAGGGUGCCACCAGCCCUUCUACCCCACUCUGGAGGGACAGCAACUCCAACUCCUUCCUGCAGGUGUGGGGCCAGGCUCCAUCACUCGUGCUUUUGAGGAGCACCAAUGCACUGUCUUCCAGAAGCAUGGAGACUUGGCAAGCAGAGAGGGACCUGGCACUGUGAGUGAGUGCCAGUGGCACUGGAUGAGGCUGGAGCAAAAUGCCCCUUUCUGCUUCUCCCUGAGGCAGGGGCAUGACCCACAGGGGUGGGAGACUCACACACAGAGCUGGGUACUAACCACCCAAGUCCUCCAAAUCCUGGCAUUGCCCAGGGAAAAGCAGUGAGAGGAGAAGGUGUCAUCCAGCUGCAAGCAGUCCAUGCUGAUUGUUCCCACCACUCUGCCCCUCACAGGAAAUCUUGGCAAGGGGUCAGGAGCAGGGAUAAGACACAAGGCCAUGGAUGCAUGAUACAGUGGCUGAGGGAGAGAGCAACACAGAAAUGCAGAAGUUGAAAACAGGAAACAGUCUUUCCCUUUUUCUCCUGAUGCUGAGUACUGGCAGGGAAAGACAUCCCAUUGUGACAUCACCUGCUGGUGGAAGGUGAUGUCACUGAGCAGCAGAUUGUGACAUCACUGGGGGAUGCAUUGUGACAUAUCAUCCCUCACUGCUUAUAUUUUUCUGUAGGCAGAGCCUUGGCCAGUCUGGCUCCAGCCUGAAGUCCAUCCAGGCAGGACUGUGAGGUCUGGAGGACUGAGCCAGGCUUCUCUGGUGCUGAGUGGAUCUCAAUGCAGACCCAGAGCAAUCCCUCCUAUUUCCCUGGCCCUGGCUAGUUUGGCAGCUGUGCACUGUGGGUGCUUGCAGCAGUGAAGGUUGGCUGUGUGGGACAACAUCCCCUGGGGUGGUCAGGGGUGAGUGACAGGGCUCAGGGAGCUGGGAGUGUGUUGUUCUUGAGAAGCCUGGACAAUUCUUCUUCCCAUUCCUGGGAUACCAGUGACCAUGGUGUCUCCCUCCUGUGGUGUGUGACACCAGAGAGGGCAAGCAGCUCCUGAUCCUCAGCUCUCCCCAGUGUGCUGCAGGGCACAAAAAUGGCUUCGGAAACAGAUGGCAACUGCUCCAUCUGCCAGGACACUCAGAAGGAUGUGGCUUCUGCUCUGCCCUGUCACCACUGUUUUUGCCGGGGCUGCAUCCUGCGGUGGACACACAUAAAUCCUGUGUGCCCACUCUGCAGAAGAAUAAUAGAGACUGUGAGGUUUUCUGAUGACUCCAUGGAGAUUGUCAUCACAGCCCCUGAUGAGCUGCCAGAUGCCAUCAGCCAGGCAGGGAGAGCUCCUCAUGGCCCUCAAGGAAACAGCCCCCAUUCCCCUGUGGCAUCCCAUCAAUCUUCUUCACAGUGGACACUACCCCAAGCUGUUGGUGGUGUCCUGCCUGACCGCUGGGCAGAACUUUUCCGUCGACAACAGCAACUCCUGGACCCGCUGCGGCCCUGGCUGCACCAGAGGCUGGAGACCAUCUAUGGGGACCAGUGGUGGCUGGCAAGGAACGCACAGAGCAGCAUCCUGCAUGCCCUCUGUGUCUUUGGUCCAGAUGUGGAGAUCCUGGUCCAGAGGCUGCAGGACAUCCUGGAGGAACACACAGUGCCACUGGUCCAGGACACCAUCAACAUCAUUGUGGGCCAGUGCAGUGAAGAGGCCAGGAGGCUGCUGUGCUCCCACGCUGCUGGGGAUGAGGAUGACAGCCCAGCAGCCAGCACCAGCUCCAGCAACUCCAGCUCCAGCUCCUCCAGCACCAGCUCCAGCAACUCCAGCUCCAGCUGCAGCAACUCACGAGAGGGGACUCCCACCAGCAGCCCUGCAGUCUCUGUGCAGGAGGAGGAA
Molecule: messenger RNA, 2749 nt
Organism: Neopelma chrysocephalum (saffron-crested tyrant-manakin)
Lineage: Eukaryota; Metazoa; Chordata; Aves; Passeriformes; Pipridae
Exons: 1
Source: RefSeq, a predicted model, not a curated record